AUUGUGAAUCCACAGCUGCUUGCACAAACACCAAUCUGAUCAGGACGAGACGGAUCACCAUUUGCACAGGUGACCGGACCAGCCCAGGAUAUUGCCUAUUGCAGUGACAGCAGAAAGACACCUAGUCCGUCCUAUCUCUCUCAGACACAGCCAAAUGUGUUUGUGUGGAUGCCCGGCAGGGACUGAUCCAAAAUGUCCCAAACUGAGCAUCAUCAGCAGGAAUCAGAGCCUCUUGCUCCAUGUUUAAACCCUGGUAACCCCGUGUUCUCCUGCACACUGAAAUCUUUAGCCAUCUCAGAAACCAACCCCCAAAGUCUCCUGUACAGAACCUCAUCCAGCGAGUACGGCUCCCGCGCACCGACCUUCGAGUCCUCACCGUGUGCUUAUUACCCGGUGUCUCAGGCCUUCUCCGAACAUCUGGGAAUGUGUGGCAUGUCGCGGGACUCCUCGUUCAACACCAGCCUGGACCGCAGCAGGGUGUCCGACCGCCUCUACCUACACAACACCUUCUGAUGGGAGCGCAGACGUCUCGAUGUUGUGAUGACUCUACAUGUUCUUCAAGAUGCCACCAGCUGCCUUCGACUUUCUGAGUCUUCAAAUGUUGAUUUAGACAGUGUGACCUGCCAUUGUAAGAAUUAUAGCAUCGACGUCUUUUUUUCAUUCGAUGCAAAAUGUCUUGAAACUGCAUUUAGAGGUUAAUGGGAAAUAAACAUUUUAUUUUUAGUCCCAGUAA
Trichomycterus rosablanca is the source of this 733-nucleotide messenger RNA. RefSeq names its product piercer of microtubule wall 2 protein (gene pierce2). NCBI's taxonomy places the organism in Eukaryota, Metazoa, Chordata, Actinopteri, Siluriformes, Trichomycteridae. The record is from RefSeq and is a predicted model, not a curated record. Gene Ontology annotation, biological process: axoneme assembly. Gene Ontology annotation, cellular component: axonemal microtubule. The coding region runs from base 193 to 513 and encodes 106 amino acids. The transcript has 2 exons.